Trichobilharzia szidati is the source of this 255-nucleotide messenger RNA. Lineage: Eukaryota; Metazoa; Platyhelminthes; Trematoda; Strigeidida; Schistosomatidae. The record is from the annotation of a GenBank genome assembly.
AUGAAACCUGUUGAUCCCGAGUUAUGUCAAUUGUUAAAGUUAUUGAGUGAAGGUCUGAGUAUUGCUGACAGACAGGAUGGAUUUUCCAAGUAUUUACGUGAUCAAGAAAAAAUGCAUCUACCAGCCUCAUCUACAUCACACAGAGAAAUCAUGGAGAUGGUUAGUUCAUUGAAUGUAUUUUUGGCUAAGCUGACUUUAACUGCUGACGACAUUGUUGACCAAAUGAAAAAACAAGACAUUGAUUCACAACCAUGA